AUGGCGGUCUUGGUGACAGUCGUCUCUCUUUCACUAACUGGUCAGCCGCUUACACCGGUAAACGCAUUCAUUUUGCUUUCCCUUAUCAAUUUACUUCGAGAGAAUUUCUGCGUAAACUUGGCUUAUGGUUUUCUUCAGUCAUAUGACGCUUAUGUUUCCCUGAAUAGAAUUCAAGACUUUCUUCUUUUAGACAAUGUAACCUCAACUAGCUCCACGAGAAAAAACAAAGAAGAGAGCGAAAAGGUGCCAGUUACUCGCAAAGUAACAGAAUUAGAACAGGAUCUUAUCUUACUUGUUGAAAAUGGCAUGCAACAGGAGAAAGAUAGAGAUGAAGGAUUCAUUUUACGGAAUGUAGAAUUCACCACUAAGAAGGGCAGUUUGGUAGCUCUUAGCGGGCCAGUAGGCAGUGGAAAGUCGACUCUUCUCGCAACGAUCGCUGGCGAAGGAACAAGCAAGAAAUUAGCCAUAUCCCGCAGAGGAACUAUUAUUUAUGUGCCACAGAUUGCUUGGUUAUUCUCUGGAACGAUCAGAGAAAACAUUUUGUUUGGAGAGCCCUACGAGGAAUCCAAGUACUCUAGAGUGAUCCAAGCUUGUGCUUUAGGAGAUGACAUCCAGCAGUUUCCCGAUGGUGACAAAGCAGUUGUUGGAGAGCGCGGUGUUGCUCUUAGUGGAGGUCAGCGGGCAAGAGUAAGCUUAGCACGCGCAGUCUAUGCCGAUGCAGACCUUUACCUGUUAGAUGAUCCCCUUAGUGCUUUGGAUUUCAACGUUGGCCGGCACAUCUUCACGCACUGCAUCAUGGGCUUGCUAGGAGAAAAGACCAGAUUGAUCGCUUCUCACCACGAGCAACUAAUGAGAGAAGCUGAUGAUGUUAUUGUAUUACUAAAAGGCGAAAUGUUAGGUAAGGGAUGUUUUGAAGAACUGAAAGCAAAGGGGCUUCUAAAUACCACUGUUGAUCCGCUGUAUAAGAAAGACAAAGAAUCAAGUGCAAGCUUAGCAGAACAGGGCACUGGAGAGAAACCGAUUUCGGACUUGUGUGAGAGAACCAUGCCCAACGCCAAUGAAUUCAAGGCUCUUCGCGUGACAAAAGAAGAUUGUGCGAACGGAGUGGUGUCCACGAAACUUUAUUGGAACUACUUCAGAAACGGAACUCCUUUGACCGUGAUCAUUGCAGGAAUUUGUUUUUGUUUUAUUACCCAAGGUAACAGAAGGUUUGAGCGAUCUUGUUUUAAAGCAUUGACAGUAUUUGAAGGUCAACAAAAUCCACCGCAAAGCGGUGAAGUUAUUUUCUUAGCCUUCAAAUGUUCGCCAAGCUUGUUCCGAGGGUCCUCGCCUACUCGUCCUCCUUCUCCCUCUCCCUCCACCAUUUAGGGCGAUAGUUCAUUGAGUCUCAUUGUCCUCAUUCCAAGGCAAAACACACACGCACCCUUCACUUACACCAGUGCACUUCCAAAAGUUCAAUAAAGCUCUGUAGAAGACGUUUUAGUGAUGACUAAGUAUUGAUUGAAACUUGAGUUUCUACCACGGACGGAUCGUGUGUAAACGAUAUGCGGUUAAAAUUGCAUAACGGCGAGUGAGGGCAGAUAUAAUUCACUUUUUUACGACUUUUUUGUAAUUUAAAUCCUCAUCAGAAAUCCGCAUCUGUAAGGUUUUAGUUUAAUUUCUGAUUUCACUUUACACUUGAAGAAUGCGCUCACUUUUAACCGUGCAAGGUACUGUUACAAAAUAUUUACCACUUUUUUUUAGCAAUGCUAGUGUCCCCCGACGUUUGGCUGUCGUUGAUGGUAAGGAAACGACCAGAGUAUCAACGAGACAAGCGGAACUUGACGAUCUAUGGAGGUCUUGUCGGUGCAGCUUUCAUCCUACUUGUCAUCCGAGCGUUUGGAUUCUACUUGGUAUCCUUAAGAAGUUCCGAGCGUCUCCAUGACAAAAUGGUCGUUGCGGUUCUACAUGCACCGGUCUUCUUCUUUGAUUCAAACCCCGUGGGAAGAAUUUUGAAUCGGUUCUCUAGAGAUAUUGGCUGCAUGGAUGAAGUAUUGCCUAAAACGUUUCUGCAGUCAGUCCAGCUGUUCCCGCUCUUGUUCACGUCCAUUCUUCUGCCAACGAUCACCAACCCUUGGGUUCUGUUUGCUGUUGUGCCAAUAGCUGUGUCGGCAGGACUUUUUUCAAGGUAUUACUUAAAGACAUCCAGGGAGCUUCAAAGGUUGGAGUCAAUCUGCCGCAGUCCUGUCUAUUCGCAUAUUUCGGAAACCUUGGAUGGACUGGACACAAUAAGGACACGAAAAAGAGAAGAAGAUUUCGUCGCUCGCUUUCACAGGUAUUUAUACCUUCAUAGAAAAUUUCCUUUUGUGUUAGCCCUCGGACAAACACAUUCAAAUUCAUACCCACACCGUGGUACAAAGGAGAGGGGUGGAUUUUACCCCCCAAGAGUUUUGUUAUUUGUUGCAGUAUUUUGAAACGAUUUUACCUUAAGUGGAAAGCCUUUGAUCUUGUUAACAAGAUGAGAUAUAUUUUAAGGGUGGUUGUGCUGCUAGAGGCCUGUGACGUCACUAACAAUGGUUGCCAUCUUGGAUUUUACCAAGAAUUAAAAAUCAUAUCAAGACCGCGAGAGAUGGUAAUGUUUUGUGCUUUACAUGAAAAAUAACACAUAAGAUUUUAGUAAAAAGAUUUACUUUUUUUCUUGAAAGAAGUUUAGAAAACAUGUAUUUUCACCGAAAAUUGGCUUGACCACAUGCUACUCAUGACAUCAUAUCUCGUAACCAUAGCAACUGACCAUCACUAAACUUGUCUCAAAAUCUGCGCGAGGGAUGAACGAAUAGCUACUGAAAACGUCAGGUGCUGAUGUUUUAUCCUCUAGGGAAAAACUGAGAAAAACCUUAUAGGGCGGGGGGAGGGGGAGGGAGGUGGCAUCCAUCACCCCCACCCCUGGUACGUCCGAGGGUUUAUUCAAGAACUCGUAUUUCGGAUUCCAAUGCAAUGAGAACCCAGGAUCCCGGAUUCCACAUUAUUCUUGGAGCGAUGAGUGAUAUUUAUGAACCUGAUAGUGAUAAACACAGACCGUUUUGCAUUUGGUGUAGAAAGUUCGUCUAUGUUGUGAAUAAAAAGGCUAAUCUUACAUGGUGCGAGCGUGUUGGAAAGUUCUGGUUGAUCGUUCGAUUCAAUAGACGACGUGCUUAAUCUUGAAAAGUUGCCUAUGUUUUCGCCUAGUUUUGGAAUCAUUUCGAAACCAUUGAAAGCUAGGAAGCGACUAAUUGCUUUGAGAAUGUGGGUGAUGGUUAAAAAUGAAAGGAAGUCUAUCGAUCUUUUCCUUGUGUAACAUUUGUAGUGCAGAAUGCCAGGCAAUCCAUCUGUCGUGCACAUUAAUGACCUUUGUUUACGUUGGGCGUAGCUAUGAAUUUACAGAGGAACGCGUUGUCUUUAAAAUCAGCCAAAACCCGUGUCCGAGAUGGUUUCUGCAGAGUGCCUUGAUUAAAUUCAGUCAAUUAUGUUUCUUAUCAGUAUGUUUUUACCAAAGCUUUUGGUCCAAAUCGUUUUGACAAAACCCAGAAACCUUAGAGUGUGGGCAUAUAACCCUUCCUCCCCUAACUCAACACCCAAAAACCGAACGAUGUUGUAGCUAAACGCUUCUGAGGUGCAAUUAAUCAUCAGUUCUUGGCUGUAGGUGUCAAGAUGUACAUACAAAAUCGUGUAUCCUGUUACUUGCCGGCGGCCGAUGGCUUGGUGUACGGUUGGACAUUCUUUCCGCUCUGUUGACUGGUACAGUGGCUCUUGCUGCAGUUUUUGUUUCCGAGGAUCCUGGUAGGUACCUUUAUAAACUGGAUGACGAUGAGUAUGAUAAAAAAUCGUAUGAAAAUCAAAACGAAGGGUGUUUGAGGCCGAAAACUCUCUCAGAGAAGUUAACGAGAAGUGUCCCUUGCAUGUUAUCAGUUUUCUUUAUUACUUAACAUUGGCGGAUCCACACCUUGAGAUAAGAGAGAGGCGGGGGGCGGUCAUACAGACCCUUAGAUAAGGGGGAGGGGGCAGGUCUCGAAAACGUUUUUUUUCGGACCUUCGGGGGGAUCUGCCACUGCUUAAGCAAUCGUCUACGCCACCUUUCUGGUCUUGCGUAAGUAAAUACUUGAACAGGAAAAAUCUAUAGGGAGAUUUUACGUUCGCUCGGGAAAAUCGCCCCAUAUUAGGUGAUCCAUGACAGUCUUGGAUGAUGGUUUCCACGCUGUGGAUUACUCGAUGCCGGAUCCUUUGUAAGUGGAACUUGGAUCCCGAUUUCAAUCGUUAGCGAGAUUGCGGAUUCCUUGAGCUGAACAACGGAUUGCAAACCCCAAAAUUCCGGAUUCCACAGGAAAAAUUUCCCGGAUUUUGGAACCCGGUUUAUCUUGCUUGUGUCUAGAAAAGAGGUUUGAAUUCAAGUUUUGUCGUAACUGAAAAAUUUCUCGUUUACUUCUUGCAGCUUUUGUUGGACUAUCUCUUGUUUAUGUUGUCCAGACCGUGAAUUUGACACAAUUUGCUGUCCGUAAGUUAACAGAGGUUGAAAAUUUAAUGACUGCAGUAGAACGAGUUAUCGAUUACACCAAACUUGACUCUGAACCUGGUUACGAUGUGAAACGACUUCCCCCGGAAAAGUGGCCAGACAAAGGAAGUAUCAAUUUUCAAGACAUAUCAUUGGCGUAUUAUCCAGGGGGUCCUCAGGUUCUAAGGAAUAUUUCUUUAAGCAUCAAAGCAGGAGCUAAGAUUGGAGUUGUGGGUCGCACGGGGUCAGGGAAAUCUUCGUUUGUGGCUGCACUAAUGCGCAUGCCUGAGGCUGAAGGAGACAUUUUGAUUGAUGAUGUUGUAUUGGGAAGUAUCAAUCUACGAGGGUCUCGACAGGCAAUAACCGUUCUUGGGCAAAAUCCCGUCCUGUUCAGUGGAUCAAUGAGAAAAAAUCUAGACAUAGUGGAACAGUUUCAAGACGCUGAUCUUUGGCGAGCUUUAGAACAAGUCCAAAUGAAAAAUCUUGUAGAGAAUUUAGAGGGGCAGUUGGAUUACGAAUUACUGGAGCAAGGUGCAAAUUUAAGUGUGGGAGAAAGGCAGCUUAUCUGCUUGGCUCGUGUUCUCUUGCUGAAUAAGAAAAUCGUCAUUUUGGAUGAACCCACCGCUCAUGUUGAUCCAGACACAGAGCAAACGAUUUGGAACGUGGUGCAUGAAAAGCUAAAGCACUCCACUGUUAUAACAAUAGCUCAUCGGUUAAAUACCGUAAGCGACUGUGACAAAAUUCUAGUUUUAGACACUGGUAAAGUUGAUGGAUUUGAUAACUUCAAUGUUUUACUUAAUAGGAGCGGAACUAAGUUAAAUGAAAUGACUUAA
This is a messenger RNA of Porites lobata, 5337 nucleotides long. The record is from the annotation of a GenBank genome assembly. NCBI's taxonomy places the organism in Eukaryota, Metazoa, Cnidaria, Anthozoa, Scleractinia, Poritidae.